GUUUUGAUAUUUGAAAGCUAACUUUAAAGUUUAGUCAACAAAAAUAUUCCGUGCCUUUUUACGAAGCCUUUGCUUAUUGUAUAUUAGUUUUUUAUAUUAAAGUAUUGUAUAUCAAGAAAAAAUGAGAAUAGUUUCAACGUUGAUGUUAAUUGUUUUUGUGCAAACGACGAUUUGUUUUGAUUCGAGAAACAUAGUUUUCACAAUAGUGAGUCAAACGGAGCCGUAUCACUCGAGUGUCGCUAAUCGUCUCAAACAGGAUAUAGAGGAACAAAUAUUCCAAUUGGAGGAGCGAAAACCAAUAAUCCACGUCACUCAUAAAGACAUCCCUGUUCCUGGAGCGUGGACGAUCAUACCGCUGCUUCGACCUUUGAUAAAUAAGCAUAAGAACAGCGAUGUCCGAUGGAUUCUUUUCAUUGAACCCCAUACCGCGGUGCGCUGUGAAAAUCUCAUAAAAGCUUUAGCUGCUGCUGAUAGAAAAAAGGAAAUAAUGUGGAUAGGUUAUCCGCUGAGGGAUAGCGAACCUACUAUAAUACAUCAUUUUAAGUUUUACGAGGAGUUGGAAGAGGAGGGGGGUUUCGUGUAUCCACAUUUUGCUAGCGGUUUCGCAAUGAGACUCGAGUUAAUUGACAAGCUUAUAAACCAAAUUGAGAGCGGAGAACGUCAUCUGGAGGCAGAUUUUUCAAUAGACCCAGCAUUCGAACUGGCUCAACUAGUUUAUGGGGAAAAGGACAGCCCUGGUCCCUUGCUUACGCCGGAUCUUAGUUUCUGUGUUAUAUCUGGCGAUAGUUGCGCUACUUAUCCGCGGCAGUUUGAUAUAUGUGGAAGUCCUAUGCCUGAAGACUCUAUAUUUUUUGCGGUUAAGACUUGGAGCGGCUUUCAUUCCACUCGAGCCAGAGUUGUGAAGAAGACCUGGGGAAAAUACGUCACUCACUUACAGUUCUUUAGUGACAAGGCUGAUCCCAGCCUCCCAGCAAUUAAUACCGGCGUCCCCAAUACCAAAACUGGUCAUUGCGAGAAAACUAUGACGAUAUUAAAGCAGGCUGUCAAAAUAGUGGAGAAUUUGCCAAAAGUCAAGUGGAUAGUUUUAGCUGACGACGAUACGAUAUUGGGUAUUCAAAGACUCCGUGAAAUUCUGACAUGCUAUCGUGGCGGUUAUGACGUCACUGUCAUAGCCGAGAGAUACGGUUACGGAUACGGAAAGAAAAUAUCCGGCGGAAAAGGCUACUCGUACCCCACAGGGGGAGGUGGUACUGCUCUGUCAGUAGGCGCGGCGGUCGCUCUGUCUUCUUGCCCCUGUUCCACCCUCGACCAGCCAGACGACAUGGCGCUAGGAGCGUGCGCCGCUAGGAGGAACAUCACCAUCACACACUCACCACUCUUCCACCAGGCUCGUCCCCAGGAUUACCCGCGGGAGGUUCUAGCCCGGGACCGACCCGCGUCCUUCCACCGUCUCUCGGCUCCGCCGGGGCGGGUCUACAGCACGUGGUUCCAGAGAGACGACCUCGCUAUACGAGGGACAGGGAGAGACGAGCUGUAGACCAUACCAAGUAGAGCUCAUGAUGAUGAUCAAGGAAGAGGAUGUAGAUCUUUAUAUUCGGGAUUAUAUUCCAAGAAGUUCUAGCAUGGAGACAAAAUUGCUGAAGUCUAUAUAUACUGUGGCUCGAAUGGUUCAAUGGUGGCUUCAAUGUUGUUUAUAGGACUUUGUAUUUUAUUAUAUGGUCGUAAUUUUUUUUCUGUUCGCAACACUUUAAAUCAAUUUUUUUUAAAUAUUAUUAAUUAUGUUCCAUGGCUUGUAUUUUUAUCGGGUAGUUAUAAAUAAGUAUUUUUUUUUUACAGUCAUCGCGUGUGUUAUCUGUGCCAGUCCAACUGUACAUAUCAUUUGAUAUUAUUAAAUAAAUUUUAUUAUUUUUUUAUAAA
Messenger RNA from Danaus plexippus (monarch butterfly), 1917 nucleotides. RefSeq names its product beta-1,3-glucosyltransferase. The record is from RefSeq and is a predicted model, not a curated record. Lineage: Eukaryota; Metazoa; Arthropoda; Insecta; Lepidoptera; Nymphalidae. The coding region runs from base 122 to 1537 and encodes 471 amino acids. Gene Ontology annotation, cellular component: membrane. Gene Ontology annotation, molecular function: acetylglucosaminyltransferase activity. The transcript is spliced from 11 exons.